GAGUGUGUGAGGUAGCUGGAGGUAACUCAGGCUCGGAGUCGGAAGUUUGUGUUGGAGAUGGGCUGAGAGUCUCUCUCUCACACACACACACACACACACAGACCCAGCACGACGCGGAGCGGCUUCACUCAGGAUUUAUAAACUCUUGUGAUGCUCAGACCCAGCGAUGCCUUAUGUGGAUCGGCAGAACCGCAUCUGUGGCUUCCUGGACAUCGAGGAAAAUGAGAACAGCGGCAAGUUCCUGCGCCGCUACUUUAUCCUGGACACCAUGGAGGGGAGUCUGGUGUGGUACAUGGACAACCCGCAGAACCUUCCAGAAGGAACCCCGUGUGUCGGCUCCCUGAAGCUCACGUACAUCUCCAAGGUCAGCGAUGCGACUAAACUGCGACCCAAGGCGGAGUUCUGCUUCGUUAUCAACGCAGGAAUGAGGAAGUUCUACCUGCAGGCCAACGAUAAGCAGGACCUGGUGGAGUGGGUGGCUGUGCUCAACAACGCCACCAAGAUCACGGUGCCCAAAUCAUCUGAUCAGAGCGGGCAGAACCCGGCCGAGGCCUGCGUGGAGGUUCUGGGUGCCAUGAAGCAGGUCUCGUACAAGACGGAGAUCAUCGGAGGAGUUCCCAUCAUCACCACCACGCAGGAGAAGGGCGAGGGGCAGAAUGGGGCAGAGAGAGGGGCGCUGAGGAAGCCCCACCCCCAGACGCCGUACUACCUGAGCCGAGCCGCCCAGGACCAGUCUGUGGUGAAGGCCGGCUUCUGUGUCAAACAGGGCGCGGUGAUGAAAAACUGGAAGAGACGAUACUUCAUGUUGGACGACAACGCAAUCAGUUAUUUUAAGUCAGACCUGGAGAGAGAGCCGCUGCGUGUUAUUCCCCUGAAGGAGGUAACUAAAGUCCAGGAGUGUAAACAAAGUGAUUUGCUGAUGAGGGAUAACCUCUUUGAGCUCGUCACUACCUCAAGAACGUUUUACAUUCAGACUGACAGCCCGGAGGAGAUGCACAACUGGAUCAAGGCCGUUUCAGGAGCGAUCGUAGCUCAGCGAGGCCCCGGCCGCUCCGCUGCCUCGAUGCGUCAGGCCAGAAGGUUCUCGAACCCUUGUAUUCAGAGGUAUACGUCCCGCAGUGGCGAACGCAGCACGAGCGUCGUGAGCACGGCUCCGUCUUUUACUGCAGCGAGCAAGGCCCCCCAGUCCCUCGCUCACCCAUCUCCGCCGAACUCCACUUCCCAGAAUGCACCUUCCCAGCGGGCCAUCAGCAUGGCGUGGGACGAGCCGGACCUCAGCGGCCUCCUGCGGGGCAGCCCGCGCUCACGGCUGUCGCUCCAGGAGGCUCCUCGCCUUUUCUUCAAGUAAGCGAUAGCGGCGAGGCGGCGUCGCCCUGGGAGCGGAGGAACAGCCCAGAGAUCUGCCCCGCUGCCGUUAACGACUCGGACGAAAUGCAAAUUACGGAGGUGUAGAAUGAAACCCAGAGCCACGCCCACACCGAGACACAACACGGCGCAGACUGACCGGCGCGCUCCAGACGGCCGCCGGUCUGUAUGUGCAGCACAAAGUGGACACGGUAACACAAUCAGAACUGUAAGAGGACACACAGGGACUCACACAACACGCGGGAUUUAAACCUCCGGGGGUUUUCUGAUCAGCGCCCCCAGACACACGCGCCUUCUGGUGAAGACAGUUUGCGAGGGAUUGACCUGAAAACGUUUGUUUAUCCCCCCUCCCAUUUUAAGCACAAACUCCUCACCAGACCGAACGAAACGGCUUCAGAACCGAAGACUCGACAACGGAGACUUUGGAACGAAAUUAAAUGAUUAAUUUUUUUCCUCUACACCUUCUCUCUCAUGGGGUACAGAUAGGUUUCUUCCUGUCCUGGUGUUUUUUGCCUCCUAAUACAUUCAGUUGCAGUUCUCCCUGUUAAACUGAAUGGGGCGCCGUUUUCUGCUUCUCUUAAAUCAUUUUAUUUAGUUUUUAAUGUUUCAGGACGUUCAAUGUGAGAGUUUCCAUGUCGCAUCAAAUCUCCAACAAGUCAGUACCACUACCUGUAAGAUAAAAAUAUUUUGGAGAAGACGUUGUUUUAUUUAAAGAUCUGGACAUACACACGCACACUGACUGUAACUAUAGAAUUUAUUUUAGAGCAGAAUCAAAGGACAAACACUUUUGUUUGUUUUUGUCAGGUUUUUUUUUUUCUUCUGGUGUUCGUGAAAAGCACCAGGACGCACAUCUGCUCCGUACGGUGAGCUCGUGACCACGCCUGUGCAAGGUGCUGGGUAACGUCAUGGCGCCGUCGCUGGAGAGAAUCACACUGAGAGCUUUACACGGUGACGCCUCGGACCUGCCAGGUGUCGUCACUCCGACACUCACCAGGAACACAACUGGGAUGAUGAACACAUCUGUCUGGAAUGAUUGACAGUUGUGUAUGUAUAGUGAACGCCUCGCGCCCCACGCCUGGAAGCCCUCCCCCCCCCCCCAACCUAACACGGCAACGUUUCGGGUACGGCGCUCUCAUCCGGACUCGACAGACGAGCUCCGUUCAUGUGAAACUAAAUUUAUAAAUACACGUAUAGAAUUAAACCCAGUUAAAUGUGAUGAUGAGUUUUUACAGGUCUGGAGAGCGGUGAAGACACACAUCCCGCUGAACCUUGUGAGUCCUGAUGUUACGACAGACAGACGGACGGACCGCUUCCCCUGAAACUGUCGAUCUGACGCCGGAGGAGAGCGACUGUACACUCUGCUUAGCGUAUUGUUAAUAAUAAGAGCACACUAACUCCACACUAACGUUAGUCGUUGUUUUGAUCCCGUAAUCGUUUAAUAACCGCUCCACCCCGCCCAGGACCAGCGUCUUUAUGUUGUAGUUUUGUCAGAAUUGUUUGUUUGUUUUUGUAAAGAUUUUUACCUGACGGGACGGAACUUCUGUCGCUCUGCACCGCGGUGGCGGUUCACCCGUCGACCGCGCCACACAAGUCCGCUGUUAAGUGCCUGCAUAGUUUCCUUGUGACUACAAGCUAAUUUAGAUUUCUCGAGUUGUGAACCUGACAUUUGUAAAUCGUGUGCAUUUAUUUAUUAUGUGAAAGAGUUUAAAAAUUAAAACUGACCAAUUUUAAAUAGUG
Molecule: messenger RNA, 3102 nt
Organism: Clarias gariepinus (North African catfish)
Lineage: Eukaryota; Metazoa; Chordata; Actinopteri; Siluriformes; Clariidae
Gene: plekha1b
Product: pleckstrin homology domain containing, family A (phosphoinositide binding specific) member 1b
Exons: 13
Coding region: 167-1348 (393 amino acids)
Cellular component (GO): membrane; cytoplasm
Molecular function (GO): PDZ domain binding
Source: RefSeq, a predicted model, not a curated record